Messenger RNA from Grammomys surdaster, 1367 nucleotides. RefSeq names its product translocase of outer mitochondrial membrane 20 (gene Tomm20). The record is from RefSeq and is a predicted model, not a curated record. Gene Ontology annotation, cellular component: mitochondrial outer membrane; mitochondrial outer membrane translocase complex. The transcript has 5 exons. Lineage: Eukaryota; Metazoa; Chordata; Mammalia; Rodentia; Muridae. Gene Ontology annotation, biological process: protein import into mitochondrial matrix; protein targeting; tRNA import into mitochondrion. Gene Ontology annotation, molecular function: transmembrane protein transporter activity. Bases 54 to 491 code for a protein of 145 amino acids.
ACCGCUGCCAGGCGUGCUGCCCGCGGCCCGGCACACGCCGCAGUCGAGCGAAGAUGGUGGGCCGGAACAGCGCCAUCGCCGCGGGCGUGUGCGGUGCCCUCUUCAUCGGGUACUGCAUCUACUUCGACCGCAAAAGGCGGAGUGACCCCAACUUCAAGAACAGGCUUCGAGAACGAAGAAAGAAACAGAAGCUUGCUAAGGAAAGAGCCGGGCUUUCCAAGUUACCUGACUUAAAAGAUGCCGAGGCUGUUCAGAAAUUCUUCCUUGAAGAGAUACAGCUUGGUGAGGAGUUACUAGCACAAGGUGACUACGAGAAAGGUGUGGACCACCUGACAAAUGCCAUUGCUGUGUGUGGACAGCCUCAGCAGUUGCUGCAAGUGUUACAGCAAACUCUUCCACCACCAGUGUUCCAGAUGCUUUUGACCAAGCUUCCAACCAUUAGUCAGAGAAUUGUAAGUGCUCAGAGCUUGGCUGAAGAUGAUGUGGAAUGAGCCAGAUACCAACGUGGUGAAAUCUCAGUAAAAUGAUUUAACAGUUAGCUUGGACACUGAUCAGCUCUGGGGGGAAUAAGGGCAAAUUGUGCUUGUCAUGAACUGUCCCACACUGACAUCUGCCAAAGUGAAUGUGAACUUUGGUAGAUCCAUUGUCUGUUCUAUUUAUUUUUCCAGUGAAAAGUAUUUUGAUAGAGCUUUUCAUUUUAUAAAUACACUGAGUUUACCAAAAUAUCAUGGAUUUCGUUUGUUCUUAAGACAUGUAAUUCAAAUGUAAAUACAGUAGAGUAUUUCUUAGGUAGAAACUCCUGGUGAUUUUAAAAGAUUGGGAAAGAAUAUGAGGAAUAGUUAAAUAAUGCACAUUUUAAAGACUAGAACAUUUUGUUGUAUGUUGUAAAAUUGGGUAGAAACUUGUGUUUGUGAAAACUGAGCAUUAAAACCUUACAGAGACCGUUUCUUGUUUACUUUUGAACAUAUAUGUUGUCUGUUAACAAUUCCAUUCCCUCCCUGUGUUUCCUUAAAAGCUUCUGUCUCCAUCAGUGGCUUCAUGUGGUCUGAGCACUUACUCCUAAUCUUUCACGCACCUCGAUGCAAACAGCACAGGGAUUAAACCUGUGUGCGCCCUGACCUGGAGGGUGAGCUUUGCCUGCUGUCUGCUCACUUGGCUAUAAUAUAGACAGACUAAGGGUCAGUCUGCCCAUCUCUGGGGUGUCCCAUCUCAGCAUUAGUUCAGUUGGUUCUGUUGAGUGUCUUCAGGUACAUCACCAGCUGAUAAUUUUUUUUUUCAGAAUAACCAAGCCUUGUACUAGUUUAUACUCUGAAUUUGCAUGUUUGCCUGACUUAGUAUUUCUCAAUUAAAACCUCUAAGUGAAGUAA